Messenger RNA from Colossoma macropomum (tambaqui), 1686 nucleotides. RefSeq lists its product as uncharacterized. Lineage: Eukaryota; Metazoa; Chordata; Actinopteri; Characiformes; Serrasalmidae. The record is from RefSeq and is a predicted model, not a curated record. The transcript is spliced from 13 exons. The coding region runs from base 135 to 1397 and encodes 420 amino acids.
CAGUGCAAAACUCAAAACUCGCCUUGCUAAGUUGAGAAGGUUGUUAAAUGGUCAGCUAAACUGGGCCAACUAGCUGAAAAAGACGAAGCUGUAAAAUAUAUAAAGGCCAAGGACUCAUAAACUCUGGCAAAGGGAUGGACGGUUGUGUGGUUCGUCUCCACAGUGUGUCCUUUAAGUCCAGGGUGGAGGGCAGUCAUGAGGCCUUCACUGCCCAGCCCAUUAGGAUCAACUUCCAUCAGCUUCUGCGAACAAGCGAUGCCCCAGAGCUUCUGCCUAAGGUGAAAAAUCAGGAUGUUUUGAUGGCUGUGGUGGCGCUGUUGGAUUCAACGCUGCCUGAUGUUGGGUCUCAGGACAUCCAUGAGACAGUGCACAGUCCAAGAUCAAACACCAUUAUUCUACUACGAGACCAUGCAGAUGUGAUUGAGGAGUAUAGGGUUAGAUCUUAUCCUGGCAGCCAGGGGGAGCUGGUGAGUCCUAAGCUGCCCGAAGCAUCGAAUGAUCAUCAGAGUGAUUCGUACCAGCUUUCUGAACUCUACAGUGAAUCUGAGGACAGCUCGGAGGAGAGCUGUGGGUCUGAGGAAACUGAUCACAGGUGGUCCUGGAAGCACUUCUGCGCAGGCGUUCAGGAGUUUCUGGCUGCAGCGAGGAAGAGGAGAGAGAUGAGAGAGGAAGCAGGAGAGGAUGGAGAGAUCCCUUUGUCUGCAGUGGGCGUGGAGUGUCUCCUCGUGGCCGCCGCAGCCUACGAGCACAAAACACUACUGACUGGAGAGAAGGUGCUACAGUUGUCUCUCUUGGCCACUAGGAAGCGUUACCGGCGCUGUGGGGUCGGCCGAUAUAUAAUAGAGCUGCUGAAGUCUCAGUCAAUUUGUGGAAAUUAUGAUGCACUGCUGGCUCAUGCAGACUCAGACGCCAUAGAAUUCUUCUCACACUGUGGACUAACGGACGAUCCUCUACUCAACGACAAGUUCAGGGAGGUGAGGGACGAAUGGGCCAACACCACUCUUAUGAGUUACUUACCACCCUUUACCACAGAACUGCAGAGCAGGAACCCUGGUUUCUCAUUAAGUUUAGCAGAGCUGGAGGUGGAGGUGAACCUGGCGCGGAUGACGGCCCUCUCUGCAUAUCAGCAGCAAGCAGUAUGUGUGACCAGACUUGUCAGGGAGGUGAAGACGCUGAGACAACAGUUGGAGCUACAGAGAGAAGAAGUGGAUAUGCUUCACAACGAGUUAGAGCGAGAAAAAGAAAAACGACACAAAAUAGAACAGAUGUUCCUGGAAUACAAGCUCCGGAAAACUUGGCAGCUGCUGGAAAGGAGAGACUCAGAGGGGGAGUCCCAGACAGACAGCAGACCUACCAGCCCAGCUGAAGCAAAGCCUGAGCCAGUCCACUCUGCUUGAGCCAAGACUACCACCAGGGGGCACCACAGCCUCACUUUGCACUAGUGCAGACGCAGAAUGAUUUACAAGUAAAAUUACAGAGAUGCAUCAUUUAAACGUGCUGCUUUAAAGCAGAGUUGUAAUGGUCAUUGUAAUCACUUAUAAUGCUGUAUUAUUACAAAGCAACGAUUCCAUGCUGGGAGUGGCAAAAAACAAAAAAUCCAUCUGCAUCCACAAGGCAUGUGCAAAUUAAAUCCCAGAAAAAAGAAAUUCUGAGGACCCCAUCUUAACAAAAAAGUAUAAAAAGCCU